UUGACAGUCUUGGUUUUGGAGAAUUAUUGCAAAAUGAGUAAUACAUCUGGUAUAGUUCUAUUUUCUCUGUCUGGCUUCAGUGCCACUGUGAACUACAGAGUCACACUUUUCUCUCUCACUUUAGUAUGUUAUUGUCUCAUUGUGGUGGUAAACGUGUGUCUCGUUUUAACCAUAAUAUUGGAUCAAAACUUACAUGAACCCAUGUAUGUCUUUUUGUGUUCUUUGUGCAUCAAUGGAAUUUAUGGGGCUGCAGGCUUUUAUCCUAAAUUUGUAUUUGAUCUGCUGUCUGAUAUUCAAGUUAUAUCAUACGAAGGAUGCCUUUUGCAAGUCUUUGUGAUAUACUCCAAUACAAAAAUCGACUACUCUAUUUUAGUUCUAAUGGCCUAUGACAGAUAUGUGGCUAUAUGCCGACCCCUGGAGUAUCACUCUGUAAUGUCUGUGCGAAAGACCGCAGUGUUACUUGGUUUUUCCUGGCUUGUACCUUUAUGCUGUGAGCUUAUGGUUGGAACUUUGACAUCUACACUGAAAUUAUGUGGCUCCCACAUAGAUAAACUCUAUUGCGAGAACUGGUCAGUAGUUAAACUUGCUUGUGGCUCAACGAGAGCAAACGACAUAGUUGGAUUGAUUGUUAUCGCUUUCUAUUGUGCACAUGUCCUCAUCAUUGUGUGUUCUUAUGUGCAGUUGGUAAAAUCAGCUUUGAAAUCCAGAGAGGGCAGGAGAAAGUUUACACAGACAUGUGUGCCACAUUUGUUAUGUCUGCUUAAUGUCACUGCCGCUUUGCUUUUUGAUGUUAUGUACUCGAGGUAUGGAUCAGCAUCCGUGCCACAGACUUUAAAGAACUUCAUGGCCAUACAAUUUCUCAUAAUUCCACCUAUUAUAAACCCUGUUAUUUAUGGACUGAUCCUGACUAAAAUUCGAAAGAGAAUGAUAUAUUUGUGUAUGAUGGCAGCUCAGAGAUUGAGAUUGACACUCAAGGUUUGAUAUAAGCAUUCCAAAACCACUUUAUAUGGCUCAACACAUGAUCGUUUUGUUAGUGUGCUUCUCCUGUUGUACCUUUUCUCUUUCAGGCUUUUGUAAUGUUAAUGACCUCAAAGAUUGACCUGUGGGGUUCUGGGAAAACGCAAUGUGAAAAUUGUGUGAAAAUAAUUUCUAUUAUUUAGGGUAUGACUGUUUUGUGCUUGUAUGUGUAACUGGUAAUAUAUUUUUGAAGGGUAAUAUUGUCGGAUUAACACUAUAAUUUUUUCAAAUAUUCAAAUUUGGGCAAUAUCUUUUCAUUGUGUGUCCGUAUGUUCAGUUGAUAAAAUCGUCUUUCACCGCCGCAGCAAUCGCGUCUGAUGAAGCAAGUGACAUCUCUACACGGGGUCUAAAGAAAUUUGAUUUCUCAUGACUCCAUGUAUUCUCGGCUCUGUUAUUUUGGGGCCUUAACAGACUUCAGUUUGCAAAAGCAUUCAAGUUUAUGAACAACAAGCAACAUAAAGGAUUAGGUUGAGGCAAAAGAAGUGUAGUGCUUUCAGAUAGGCACAUUAUGUCAUCAACAGAUAGAAAAUGACAUAAAAUCAAAUCAGGGUUUUGAUGAUUAGAGAGCAGAGCAUAUGAGAUUAUAUCUCCCUCUGUUUCAGCUUCCACUAUUUGAUGUUUAUGUGAUGCUGAAAAUUAGAAAAAUAUAGGCAUCACAUAAUUAUUGG
Molecule: messenger RNA, 1685 nt
Organism: Sebastes umbrosus (honeycomb rockfish)
Lineage: Eukaryota; Metazoa; Chordata; Actinopteri; Perciformes; Sebastidae
Product: olfactory receptor 4E1-like
Exons: 1
Coding region: 34-981 (315 amino acids)
Biological process (GO): G protein-coupled receptor signaling pathway
Cellular component (GO): membrane
Molecular function (GO): G protein-coupled receptor activity; olfactory receptor activity
Source: RefSeq, a predicted model, not a curated record